This is a messenger RNA of Engraulis encrasicolus (European anchovy), 1344 nucleotides long. RefSeq lists its product as uncharacterized. The record is from RefSeq and is a predicted model, not a curated record. The transcript has 13 exons. NCBI's taxonomy places the organism in Eukaryota, Metazoa, Chordata, Actinopteri, Clupeiformes, Engraulidae. The coding region runs from base 23 to 1120 and encodes 365 amino acids.
UCUGGCCUUGAGUCCUGGAAUUAUGACACGGAGAUGCUUGAUUUUCCAUUGGACCAUAGAUAGUCCACUGUGUCUUCAUCAGCCAUGGGCUGAACGCAUGGCAGGGUCAUCUCGUUCAAAGGCAUCCUGGAAGAUGCUUUCUUUACUAUCACUUGCCUGCUUGAUAUUCUGUGGUCACGCGACAGACCCAGCUUCAGCCAGGCUUCUUAUCCUCCCAGAGACGUCUGACCUAAGCACAAACACAGAGGGCCUAAUGCUACAGUGUGUUGUUGAGCCCGACAAGGACUGGAAAUAUUUAUGGUAUAAAAACCACAACAGCUCCCGUCCAUUCGUCAAGUCUCAAUACAAUACUUAUAGUGUGGACACGUCCAAGGGUGCAGGCCUGUACCGGUGCCAGGGAGAAAGCCUGUCUCCCAACACAAAAUCCAAUUACAGCAACUGGGUGUAUGUUCCUCCUAUAUGUACCACACCAAGGACCAAACAGUUUGGGGAUGACAAACACAACAAACUUGGGAGUAACCAACUGUUCGUAGGCAUUGCCAUUGGACUUCUACUGGGAUCAACACUCACUCUCUUUCUCUUAAGGAUAUGGGGCCGUUGCCUGCCACCAUCAAGAGCACUGUGGUUCUGCAGACGCUCUCAGGCACCCUCUAGUGAUCAGUUUAAAGCUGUUGACUGCAUUGAAGAACCCCAGGAGAAUGGCGUGGUGCAACAUGCGAGUGAAAACCUCCCUGAUGAACCCACUGCAGCUGCACCAGGGGACCCAAAAUCCAUUUACGUCAAGCUAACACACCCUACAACCACAAAUGACUGUGUUGCACCAGGGGACCCAAAAACCAUUUACGUCAGGCUAACACACCCUACAACCACAAAUGACUGUGAUGGUCCACAACCUCCACAUACGGUAUAUGCAAAACUGACUCAACCCGAGGCCGCUAAUAACUCUGAUGGACAAGGAGACCCUAAAACAGUUUAUGCCAAGCUAACACAUCCUCUGAACACAAACUACUGUGAUGAACAAAGACAUCCUCAUACACUGUAUGUCACUCUGACACCACCUAAUACCACAGACGACUGUGGUGACCCCGCACCACUGCUCAGCCAUACUCAAGUGAACUGAUCCAAUGUAACCUGUGCUGUCCAACCUCAGCUUAUGCAGUCAGAAACCACAUCAGGCAGCUCUCUAUAUACAUGGAUUCCAAUUGCUUACAAACCACACAAUGCGUGGGGUAAAACUGCAGGAUUUGAGUCCUCUGUGGUAUUACGUGUUACCAAGUGUUUUCUCUAAGUGAUUGAGGUCCCAGCUGUUCUUGGGUGCUUUCUCUUUGUUCUCCUGAUUAUUGA